UGGCGAGCGCUCGGCCUUUGUCGAGAUUUAGGCGACGGAGGCGUCUGGCUCGGCGCAAACGAGAGAUGCAGCGAGAGCCAGCAUCAUUGUUUCUGUUGCAUGGGCCGUAAUGCGGGUUUUCAGUCGGGGCAGCUAGCAGCUAACUAGCUAGCUCGUGGCAGCUUGAUUGUUAUAAACACAGCCGCCUCAAAGCAAACAGUUUUAUUUAGCUUGGUCACCGGAUCUGGAGUCGACAUGUACCGUAAGCGCCGGGGAAUGUUUCGCUAACUCGGUACACUGGAUAUUCUCCUCCUGCAUUCCUCUUUAGAUUUAUUGCCCUCCUUCUCCCCUGCACAAAGCAAAAACACCACCAUGAGUAUUAUCCAAGACAAAUUAGGCAAUGAGUUUUUGCGCAAUGGUGGCAUGGACCCCAAUUUUGCACCAGGUAUGCUUAUGUUCAGCCACCUGCCACCCGUCACCAGCUUUACACGGCUGGCCUCACAGUCUGUUAUGGGCGAGAUUCCACAGGAGAUGAUCCUGAAGAAAGAACGUGACUCGCCCCCUGAACACCAGGGUGCCACUGCUGUGAACACAGGAGGCUUCCUCCAUAGCAUGGGCAUUAAGCAGGAGCGGCUAAGUGAGCUGGACUACCGUAUGCCCCUCUAUGGCGGGGGCGGAGGAGUAGGGGUGAACUGUGCUGGAGGGGGCGCGGGGAAGAGUGGCACUGACAUGCCGGACAUGUCUUUCGGCAACCACCACCAAAAUCACCAGAACAUGCUCUUGCAUGACCUCAGCCUCAGCAACGUUCGUUCCCUCGGAGAACCGAUGCCUGCAAGACCAGGUAAAGAGCCAAAAGAGUCCUCAGGUAGAAGAGGGCGGAGGAGCAAUGGGGACGGGCAGGGAGGCAAAGCCCGAAGGAAACGCAACGAUGCUGCAAAGGCCAUGAUGUUGGAUGCAGAUGGAGCCUGCCUGUCCCCCAACUCAAAACCACAUAUCUGUGAGCACUGUAAUGCUGCCUUCCGCAGCUCCUACCACUUGCGCAGGCAUGUGCUCAUACACACAGAUCGCACAGGUGAGAGGCCUUUCCGGUGCAGUCAGUGUAACAUGAGCUUCAUUCAGAAGUACCUGCUCCAGCGGCACGAGAAGAUCCACAGUGGAGAGAAGCCUUUUAGCUGUGACCAGUGUAACAUGCGUUUUAUCCAGAAGUACCAUAUGGAGCGGCACAAAAGGACACACAGCGGCGAGAAGCCAUAUCGCUGCGAUACCUGCCAACAAUUUUUCUCAAGAACAGACCGGUUACUGAAGCACAAACGGACUUGUGGAGAAGCCAUAAAGAAGGGCCUGGACCCAAGCAUGCUGGAGCUCAGCGAAGCGGAGCUAGGCCAGGGCAGCUAUUCACUCACUCAGGGAAACUCUACCACCUCCGGACGCAAGAGGGCCAAGUCCAAAAACGGAGAGGGUGGCGAGCGCAAGAGGAAGAAGAAUGCCGCGGCAGCAGCCUCAUCCUCUGGGGGGAUGGCCCGUGACCUGGGCCUGCAGGACUUCAACAUGGAGCACCCCUCAGGCUCUGGCCCCGCCAUGCAGGGACGUACUCCCAAAUUGGUCUUUAAGAAAGGUGGCCGCAAGGGCCUUGACAAGGGCCUCCUCUCUCUGGAAGAUAGUGCUGAUGGACAAAAACUGUUGGGGCAGAAGCCUGGCUCCAUGGAUCAUGUGGAGGGCUCUGGCCUUGACAACAUGGCUCUACUCCAGGGAGCCGGGGGCAACAAGCAGGGGCCCACCACCAGCAGCAACUACGACGAUGCAAUGCAGUUUGUGAAAAAGCGGCGCUACCUCCAUGCAGUUAACAGUGACUAUGGAGCCGGCUCACUGCACAUGGCACCCCAGGGCAGCGGUGUAAUCCAGGCCUCCCUGGGGCCUGAGCCCACACUGGCCAUGCUGGACUCGUCGCCUUUGGAACUCAAGCACGACAAGUCCGGCAUUCCAGAUGAGGUAUUGCAAAGCCUGCUAGACCAUUAUAGCCAUAAGCCAGAGGGGACACACCACCAUGAUGUGACUUUCGACCUGUCAGACCACCCACACCACGUUGACCUCCAACCAGCAGCCCCUGUUACCCCUGAGUUGGAAGAUGACUCACCCAAUGGUGGCGAUAAGACAGCAGUGAUGAGCGAGUACUCAAAAUUCCUCCUGCAAGCCCUGGAGCGCACCAGCCAUAGUGGACCCUUCCCCAGCCUUGGCCCAACGGGGCCUUUCCCACUCCUGUCCAGCAGCUCCAGUCCCACGGGGCCCCUGUUCUCUGACAAACAUGUGUACUCCACAUCCCCACUGGAUUGUGGCUACCCGCCUGCUGUCUCCUCCCCAUUGCCCAUCGUUGCCCCAUCCUCAACCUCCUCCUCGUCCUCCUCCAAAUCCCAUUAUGGCAUGCUCGUAGGCUCCCCCUCCCAGGCAGGCUACCACCUCAGCUUGGAACCCACCAGCCACCAGCAGCUGACUCCAUCUCAGGAGCUGACCGAGCAGUUGGAGAAGCAGCACUCCCCCGGCGCCUUCAACCUACCUCCCCAGGACCUGGCUGCCCCAGCAGAGGGUUCUAAGGGGCAGCAGCCCAAGGCUGGAGGGAGCGCUGCACCCACCAACGGCUCCAGCUACCCAGACCUGUCCCCACUGAAUCCCCCUAAAGAAACAACAUACCAGAUUGAGAACUUCGCCCAGGCCUUUGGCUCUCAGUUCAAGUCAGGGCGGCGGACCCCUCUGAGCUAUGGCAGCGAUCCUGGGGCAGAGGUCGACCACCGAAUAAGGACUCCAGUGUCAGAAUUCUCAGGGUAUACCAGUUUGUUAGCUGACGUCAGUGAGCCAGUGAGUACAGGAUCAAAAACCCCGACAAGCCAAAGUUUCAGAUAAGGGUCAAACAAGGUGAAUCCAGUAGGGGGCUGUUCUUUUACUGUCCAUACGAUCCCUAUACCCAUCCUAAUUUUGUUCUUGUAGCAAAGUUUUGUUUUUUAAACACUGCCAUUAAAUGUUAAUACAAAAAUGACCAGGGAGGGUCUUCCAUGGCCUCAAAUGCAAUUUUUUAAAUAUUCUCAUUUUUAUUAUGUAUUUAGUCGCUUAAUUUUUGUUUAAGAGUAGUGAUUUUGAUAUGAACGUACCGUAGAUUUAAAUGUAAUUUAAAACAUUUAGAGGGUAGCUAUAAACUUGCUUGAUUUUUUUUCUUCUUCUUUCCUGAACCCUUGUGUUUUACCAAUCAUCAUACCAUUCAUUGUAAAGUAAUAAUGAAUAAUGUUGAUAAGUUCAAUAAUAAUAACAUUUGUGGCAGGGAAAGGCCCAGAAUUCAAAUGGCAAAAAAGUAUAUAUUGUCUGUUACAAGAAACGUUUUAACUCAGGAAAAUAGGCAAAAUUGUGUAAUAAGACUUUGUAUUAUGAGAUGCAAUUAGCACAGUUUUUACAGGUGUACUUUGAGACUACAAAGCUUUGAUUUUGUUUUUGUGUUGUUUUUUUUAACUCGUCAGAACAUCAAAUUACAAUACAUGAUCAUGUUUGGUUUCUACUGCGUGUAGUUUUGUCGAGAUUAUGGUACUGUUGUGUCAAUGUGAAGACAUCCACAUUUCUUUUAAGAGCCACACGUGUACACGAGGUAGUAAAAAAAAAAAAAUAGCAGUGGAGUUUAGCCCAUAGCAUGCUUCACAGCAUGUUCUGAAGUGAAGGGGAUGUUCAAAUAUAACUGUUGUUUUUAUCGGCACGCAGCGUCAGUCGUUGAAGCCUGUCUAACCGUGCACUCCUCCGGUUGUGUCCUCGAGUGGCCAGUAGAAGAGAGAGAGUUUUUAAACUAAAUCCCACCCAUCGGCCGUCACGGCUGUAUCAGAAUGCAAUGGACACCAAUCCGUGAUCUUUUAUCAUGCUGUUGCUGAAGUGAUUUUUCUUUUUCUUUUCUUUUUUUUUUCUUUUUAAACAAGUCACCACUUUUCUGCUCCACUCCUUGCUGUUCCUUUUUGUGUCAAUGGAAUCAAACAAGCACUUUUUUAAA
Messenger RNA from Lates calcarifer (barramundi perch), 3994 nucleotides. RefSeq names its product zinc finger protein 281b (gene znf281b). The coding region runs from base 352 to 2874 and encodes 840 amino acids. Gene Ontology annotation, cellular component: nucleus. The record is from RefSeq and is a predicted model, not a curated record. Lineage: Eukaryota; Metazoa; Chordata; Actinopteri; Centropomidae. Gene Ontology annotation, molecular function: RNA polymerase II cis-regulatory region sequence-specific DNA binding; DNA-binding transcription factor activity, RNA polymerase II-specific. The transcript is spliced from 7 exons. Gene Ontology annotation, biological process: regulation of transcription by RNA polymerase II.